GUAAACAUGAAAGUUUUCCGGUGGCUGUUCUUCGCAUACUUCACAAUAGGCUUCUUAUGUAGCUUAUAUAUUGGAGAGCGAUAUAUAUCCUACGCAACUGGGCUCUUUGGGUACACCCCAGAGCACCCUCGCAAUGCAGAAGAAGACCUCAAAUAUUACGAGCAUCAAGGAUUUGGGUGAAAGUUAUGCAAAGGAGGGCUAGGAGCCCUCCGCUGGACCUUUUGGGGAAAUAUAACCGUCCAAAGAGUCGUCGUGCCCAUUGUGAAAGCAGUCUGAACAUUCUCAACUAAAGAAGAGCUCAUGUGAGAAGAGCUUUUUGAUGGAUUCGCGCUCAGUGUCUGGAUGUCUCUCCAGGAAAGAGUUUAUGAUGUCAAUUACAUGUGAUCAUCUGUGAGUUUAUGUGAUGACUACUUCUAUAAAGCUUAUGAUGUGCAGGAUUAUGUUAAUGAAAAGACCCAGAACUUAUCGAAGCAUGAUAAUAGCUACCCAGAAGAAAAGCCUGAGAAAUUAUUACGUAUGCUACAAAUCUCUGAUGCACAUGUUGAUAGGAACUACCUUGAAGGAUCAGAUCCCGAUUGAGCAGCAGCAACUUGAUGACGACCUCAUUAUGGAAUGGCCAAAGGCGAAGAUAUACCAGGAUAUUGGGGUAUCGUAGGAAAAUGCGAUAUUCCUCAAAGAACUGCAGAAACAGGGUUAGAGCAAUUGAUUGCACAAAAUCCAGACUUUAUCAUUUGGACGGGAGAUAACCUUGAUCACUACGUUUGGUAUCAAAGUUUUGAAAACCAAUUCUUUAACCAGAGAUUUUUAUUAAAAUACGUUGUAGAAGAGCUCGGCUACAAAGGACCCAUAUAUCCUGUCCUUGGAAAUCACGAAGGAGUUCCUUCUGAUAUGUUUGACUUCGAGCUUAAUCUUUGGGUAUUUGAAACCUUUGCAGACAUCUGGAAGGAUUAUAUUACCCCAGAAGCAUACAAGAAUCUCAGUUCUCAUGGAUAUUACCAUGAGAAGCACCUAGACACAAAUCUGAGAAUAAUCGGAACCUUUUCUUUAGUGUAUGAUAUACAAAACUGGCAGCUUAUUCCGAAUCACACCGACCCACUUGAGCACCUCAAAUUCUUGGAGGAGACUCUAGAUUAUUGCCAGCAUAAUAAUGAAGUUGCUUACAUUAUCGGGCACAUCCCGCCAGGAGAUGUAUUCGCGCUUGGCCAAUGGACCAUCCGGUUUAGAGCUAUAGUCAACAAGUACAAAAAUAUUAUUAGAGGGCAAUUCUAUGGGCACACACAUUAUGAUGAAUUCAAGAAUGUUAAAUCAUACAGAGAUGACGAGCUAAGCGCUGGAAUUAUCUGGGCCACACCUUCAUUUACUAGUUAUCCCAAGAAGCAGCCUAGCUUACGGAUCUGGGAUGUUGACCCUGAGACUUGGCAUCUCUGGGACUACGAGCAAUGGAGGUUCUACAUUGAUGUAGCCAAUGACCAAGUUAAUGAAAUAAGAAAACAACCUAAUCAUACAGAAGACGAUAUCAGGAACACAGCAAAAUGGGAAAUCGCAUAUACUUUCAGAGAUUAUUUCGGAAUCAGCCUAGAAUUCGAAGAAGUUGCGAAUUAUAUCGAAAGAAUCAAAACUGAUAAAGAAGUUGCAAAGAAAAUAAUCACUAUGAUGCAUUGUGAAGGUCCUGACAGCAUAGCACGCCAAAAUGAACAAGAAUGGACCUACUGAAGAUACUCUAACAGUAUCUUUGACGACCACUGGGCUUGUAAUGGCAAUACAGGAAACAUGCUUGAUUACGUCUUCCAAGGAAUACAGCUUGCACAUGGCGGAAGUGGGGAAUGGUGGCAUAAAGAACCUACAGAAAAAUAUACUAGGCAAUAA
This is a messenger RNA of Moneuplotes crassus, 1866 nucleotides long. The record is from the annotation of a GenBank genome assembly. Lineage: Eukaryota; Ciliophora; Spirotrichea; Euplotida; Euplotidae.